This is a messenger RNA of Oncorhynchus tshawytscha (Chinook salmon), 2029 nucleotides long. RefSeq lists its product as uncharacterized. Gene Ontology annotation, molecular function: protein binding. NCBI's taxonomy places the organism in Eukaryota, Metazoa, Chordata, Actinopteri, Salmoniformes, Salmonidae. The record is from RefSeq and is a predicted model, not a curated record. Bases 229 to 1953 code for a protein of 574 amino acids. The transcript has 13 exons.
CAGGGUAAAGUCGGCCCGCAUGAAUGGUGAGGAUUUGGACUGGGUUGAGACUAAACUGACCCUAGAUCUGUGCACACUGCAACCCAAUAGAGCAGAUAACAGGUGCGCAGUUUAUAAAUUGCACGCCACUUUCACUUGCAUUGGCGAGCGAUUUGUCCUGGUAAUAUUGGGAUAAUCUUCGUUAACGCAAAUCUGCAAUUUUGCUGAUUCACUUCAGAGGAAAUCAACAUGGGACGGUUACAUUUUUUCGUCCUCUGGUCGUUAAACGAUGCACCCCGUCAGUUUAUCAGCAAAUCCAAUCGCCAGUGCCACCAAGUCCAUGUUCCAUUGCCACUGCCCAAACAACUUGUUGUAUUCAGUCUUGGGGAAUGGCGGUUCUUAUCAAGCGAGACAACCAUUUCAGUUGAUGUUCUGGUUAGCCAGGACGUGAAACCGCAGAGGAUUGGUACAUUGUCAGACCAAACAAGGUGCUUGACUUGGGAGGGAGAUUGGAAUGCUGACCUUGUCCAAGAGGCAACAGAGAAAGGGAGGAGAGGAGUAUAUGGGAAGGUUUUGCUCACUGUUUGUGGAGAGAAUGAAGCCAGUUUCAUCAGGAAUACUCCACGUGUGCCAAGAAAACAUUCCAGCCCAUUCGAGCACAACAGCAAUCUCUCCCAUACUCUGCUCAACACCUCUGGGAGUCAGAGGAUUUCAACCCCCAACUCAUCACAUCUAGGAGACAGCAUUUGCUAUGCCGAACUCAAAGUUAACAAGACAGAAAUUGAUGAUUCCACUUUAUCUGAUAAACCCUGUAUUUCGCUUACGGAUAAGAUCCCCAGACGGACGGUGAUUGGGAAGAGGGGUCGCAUCGCAUGGAGCCCUGAAAUUAUUCCUCAGGAGGAUACUGGUCGAGCAUCUAGCCCCAAAAAAAUAAAGCUAUCUAGAGAGAACAGUGUUGAGAAGACUGGAAUGAAGAAGACCAACUGCAGAGCAGUUUGCCCAUCAAAGCGCUGGAGCCACACCAUGUGUCUGAGUGAUCCUGAGACGGCCAUUGUCAUUGGAGGAGAAGCUUCUGACCAGACUCACUGCGAGGACUCCCUAUGGAAACUGGAAAUAGACAACGAUUUUUGGUUCCCAAUGAACUCCCCCACCUCUGGACCUGUCCCACCGUGUGCCCAUGGCCACUCUGCAACCUAUGACCCUGAUUCCAAGGUCGUCUACGUGUACGGAGGCCUGAGAGAGGGCCAGCGCUACAGCGACCUCUAUAUCCUCAACACUCUAACCUGGAAGUGGAAGCUUGUCACAGCAAGAGGUGAUAUCCCCAUGUUGGCCUACCACUCUGCAACUAUCUAUAAGAAAGAGCUCUUUGUUUUUGGGGGGGUUCACCCAAGCCGCUGUCCUGGAGGCAAGGUCUGCAGUAAUGCUCUGUACAUUUUUAACCCAGAGUUUGAGCUCUGGUACCAACCCAUCGUCGAGGGGGACCGACCUCUACCUAGGUUUGGGCACACAACCACACUUUUGUCCAACCAGUUGCUAAUUUUUGGUGGCAGGAAGACUGCAACCUACCUAAACGACCUCCACAUUUUGGAUCUCGGCUUCAUGGAGUACACAGCUGUGAAAUAUGAGAACAUGCCACCACUGCCUCGAGGAUAUCAUGCAGCACUGCCAGUAUCCGACAACAGGAUGCUGGUCAGUGGCGGUUGCAGUGCUGUUGGAGCCCUGCAGGACGUUCAUAUCUUCAACACGGACACCAGCAUGUGGCAUUCAGUGGUCUCCCCUCUGCUCUGCGCCAGGCCUCGUGCCGGACACAGUGUGAUCAAUCUGGGAGGCUCUGUCAUCUCAGAUGCUGAUAAACAGAAGAAGGGGGAGUAUGCCAACAUCCACUGCACCCUCUUGGUGUUUGGGGGCUCUGACUGCGCUGGGACCUUCUACAAUAACACAGUGAAGUGCACAGUGGAGAUCCCUGUAGAAUAAGAGACUGGAUCUUAGGGGGAGAUGAUAACGACCUUAUUGGGAAAUAAGGAAAAUAAAUGGACUUUUUAUCCCUGUA